AUGGACCAACCCAUGAUCUACAACAAUUCGGAGAAGAUUACUAUUCCGGCCGUAUUGGGUAGAGCAGUAUCUCCAUUGUCCUUCGAGGAAGGUCUUGAGGUCACGAAUCAAGGAUGCAUGAGGGCAAGACCGAUCGCUAUUUUGACCCAUAACCAUACGAAUUACGUUGUCAGCACAACAUUCCCAUAA
Messenger RNA from Dovyalis caffra, 189 nucleotides. NCBI's taxonomy places the organism in Eukaryota, Viridiplantae, Streptophyta, Magnoliopsida, Malpighiales, Salicaceae. The record is from the annotation of a GenBank genome assembly.